AUGGAAGUCGAACGAACACUGAAUCCGACUUGCACUGGCACCUCAGUCUGUGCGUUAGCAUAUGAGGGAGGUGUUGCAGUGAUGUCCGAUCGUCUUGUUUCGUACGGCAAAACGGCUCGCUAUCGGCAUGUUACACGUCAGUAUCGCGUGAACAAUCAUACGAUCGUGGCAUUCGGCGGUGAUCAUGCCGAUUUUCAGUGGCUACAGAAUACAUGUGAGCUAAAAUCGCACGAUCCCGAGGCAGAUCUAAGCCCAAAAAUGCUGCAUGGCUUUCUCACAUCGCUACUGUACUAUCGUCGCACUCGAAUGAAUCCAGUUUGGAACACGCUGAUUGUUGCUGGAAUGCAGAAACAAAAAGAACAAUUGGAACCGUUUAUUGGUGUUAUUACUGCAAGGUUCACUUUAAUAUGCCGUAUAACAGCCUUUUUCUAA
Molecule: messenger RNA, 432 nt
Organism: Gongylonema pulchrum
Lineage: Eukaryota; Metazoa; Nematoda; Chromadorea; Rhabditida; Gongylonematidae
Source: the annotation of a GenBank genome assembly